AUGGUGGAUGCAGUGAGAGAGCUUGUGGAGAGAGGAAUGGAAGUUGGGCUUGUGAGGAGAGCGUUUAGAGAUGUGGAGAGGAUUGUGAAGAAACAAAAGGAAUGGUUUGGUAUGAGUGAAUUGAAACUCCUCAAGGGUCUUGUUCGGAGACUGUAUGAGAUCAAAGGCAUGAAAAUGGAAAGUAGAGUUGUGUUGUGGAGACUCAACGUGUUUGUGGGGAGAGAUGUGACUGAGCUGGCUAAAACGGUCCCUGAUAGUGAGGUUGGUUCGAUGAACGAGCCUGAGCUUGAAGAGGAUUAG
Microthlaspi erraticum is the source of this 300-nucleotide messenger RNA. Lineage: Eukaryota; Viridiplantae; Streptophyta; Magnoliopsida; Brassicales; Brassicaceae. The record is from the annotation of a GenBank genome assembly.